Paramecium tetraurelia is the source of this 721-nucleotide messenger RNA. RefSeq lists its product as uncharacterized. The transcript has 4 exons. NCBI's taxonomy places the organism in Eukaryota, Ciliophora, Oligohymenophorea, Peniculida, Parameciidae. The record is from RefSeq and is a predicted model, not a curated record. Gene Ontology annotation, cellular component: membrane. Gene Ontology annotation, molecular function: palmitoyl-(protein) hydrolase activity.
UUUUUUUUUUCCAGCGCCUAAGCCUUAAUACAAUUAAGGGUCCUUUGGAACUAAUUUGAUAUUCAUCAAAAGCAAAGAUAGAAAAGUUCCUUGCUACAUGAUGAAAGGCAGUUCUAAAAUUUGGAUAAUAUAUUUUCACGGAAAUUCUCAAGAUUUAUAUGGAGCAUCUUAAUUUAUGUAAUAAUUAAAAGAUGCCUCUGAAAAAGAAUUCAAUAUAUUAGCAAUAGAAUAUCCUGACUAUGGCCUAUAUAAAGAUGCAGAGCCUACUGAAGAAAAUAUUUAGUAAGAUGCACUUGCUGCUUACGACUAUAUCGAGAACACAUAAGAGAAUGCAGAGAUUUAUUUAAUGGGAAGGUCAAUGGGUACAGGUCCAGCUUGCUAUUUGGCUAAUCUCAAUAAAGGAAAAGGUUUAAUAUUAAUAUCAGCAUACGCUUCAUUCAGCAAAAUUGCACAUGAAUAUGCGGGUAUUUUUGGAGCACUAGUUAAAGAUAGAUUUUAGAAUGUGAAUUAUGCAAAAAACAUAACAAUUCCUACUCUCUUAAUUCAUGGCCUAGCUGACGAUAUCAUUAAGUAUACUUAAACAAUCGAAAUAUAUGAUAAUUUGCGCUCGAUUGUUAAGCCAAUAUAUCUGAAUCAGGACAUGACUCAUACUAAAUACGAUAUGAUCAAAGACAUAAGUGAACCAUUAGAAGAUUUCUUUAAUUUAGUAACAAAUAAAUGA